CCCCGCCUCCUCCUCCACCACCGCCAACACCACCUCACUAUCAUCUUCCCGGCGUGGGAGGUGGUGGGCGCCAUGACCCCCGAGAGUGUGGAGGCUGGCCAAGUGGCCAAGUUGACCUGUGAGACGUCAUCAAGCGUGCCACCCUCCACCGUCACCUGGCACUCUGGCCCUCAUACUCUGGACGACCCCUCCGUCAGGCACUCCCCGGGGCUCUUCCGUGGCACCAUCACCAGGUCAGAGGUCAAGAUGAGGUUAGAGGCUGAGGACAACGCCCGGACGGUGACCUGUGAGGCUAACAAUGGUCUAGGAGUCACUGUCACCACCAAUAUCACCUUAAACAUCCUACACGGGCCGGUGUGGUUGAGGGUACCGAAUGGGAGGAUGGAUGUGCUGGAGGGUGACGAACUGACCAUCACAGCCAAAGCCGCCGCCAACCCCGGCCCUGUCACGUACAGCUGGUGGCGGGGGAGUGAAGAGGUGGGCGGGAAGGAGGGUAAAGACGGGGAGCUGAAACUCGGGGUCCUUCGUCGUCAGCAGACCCACAACUACACCGUCACCGCCCACAGUCCCCGAGGAACUCUUACUUCUGCCUUCUUCCUCAAUGUUCUGUACGGACCGGAAGAUCUGAUGACGAAGGAACAGGUUGUGGUGGAAAAUGGAGGCUCGACCACCAUCCUCUGCUCUGCUGUUGGCAACCCCUCACCUAACAUCACCUGGUCUAGGAACGCUGACAACACCAGCAGUGUGUUGGCGUGGGGCAUUGGAGAGGCGCGCUUGGUGAUGGAGUUAGCAUCAAGGGGUGACACUGGCACCUACUACUGCUACGCCUUCAGCACUGUCGCCUCCAUCCCUCCCGUCUCCUCUACUCUUAUUGUUCAACAGGCGCCUUGGUGGAGGAACGACAUUCCUGACGAAGUUCUGGGAGGCUCGUGGGCGGCGGUGGGUGGUAGUGGGCGGGUGGAGUGUCGUGUGAGGGCAGCUCCACCGCCCACCUUCCACUGGGCGACCCAAGAUGGACGAGAGAUUACGUCUGGGCAUAAGUACACCGUGGAAAAACCCCAGGUACUGUGUCACCCCCAGGUACUGUGUCACCCCAGCCAUGACAUGUCUCGGCUGCUGUCUGACGGGGUGGUGGAGUGGAGGUCGGUGUUGGAGGUGAGGGGGGUGACGGCCCGGGACUACACUCACUACACCUGCACGGCCACCAACCCCCUGGGGAAACACUCCUCCCUUCUGGCCCUCACCCCGCCCCUACCUCCCGCAACACCCCUACACCUCACAGUAGGCAACGUGACCAGUGGCCAGGUGUGGCUGUACUGGAAACCCAACCUGUCCCGCAGUGUUCCCUCGGGGUACAUCGUCAGGUACUGGAAGACCGGAGACACUGAAUACCAGUUUGUAAACGUGUCUGGAGGGGAGAGGACGGCAGCAGUGGUGGAGGAGCUGGCAGGCGGCACCAAGUACUCCCUAACCUUACAGGCGUACAACCUGCAGGGCCGCUCUCCCCACACCUCUCCCCCACUCACUGCUGUCACCCUCGGUGUAGCAGAGAGUGCCAGCAGCAGCACUGAUGGGGACGGCAGGUCGAGGGUGCCACGACUCAUUCUGCUCAUCAUGACGCUGGCAGGGACCGCCCUCCUCGCUCUCAACAUGGCCAUCAUCGCCUGCUUCGUCCGACGCCGCGCCGCCCACAACACCCGGGGCGUGUCAGCUUCCUCGAGCAAAACGACGACCCUGGAGGUGUUCAGUCCAGCCACCACCCCGGGGGGCACCACCCAGGGGGACGAGCUGCCUCUCACCACCACCACCACCACUGACCUCACCAGCACCCUCGGGGGACAGAGAAUAGAGUGUCAGACAACUACGAACGACUCAGAGCAGACGAGCCUCUUCCGUGGUGAGGUGGGAGGCACUCCUGUCUUAAGCCCAGUUGACGACCUAUUGUCUAACACCAACUUUAAAGGCAGGACCAGGAGUCAACAGAACGGUCGAGUCCUGACACAGAACGGUGGCCACAAUGUUCAGAAGUACCGGGACGACAGUUCUUACUAUUACUCCCCCAUACCACAAAACAGUUCUAUCUCCGGUGACGACGGGGCCACAAGGCUCACCGGCAACCCUCCUGACGUAUGUCCCACCACCUCUGACAGCAGAGGAACCCUCAUCCGCAGGCACCAGCAGCCACAGCAGCGAGGCACUACGACAACCUGCCCAACAGAGCUCCCGGAAGGGCCUGUCACUCAGCACGUCACCGCACACACCCACCAGCCAUUCCAUUCCUCCUCCACCAACAAAGAGAACGUGUCCAGACAGUCACCUGGCGACAAAUGCCAUGAACACCAUCCUAACAACCAUCAUCAACAACAAAUUCAAAAACGAUCUUCUCCGCGAGGUGUGGAGAGGCAGGAAGCACCAAGCCAGCAGGAACAGCAGUUGGACCCGUACUCGUAUCCUCACUUUGACGUUGCUGCCACUGCCACAGGAGUGCCGGGCGGCUACGCCACUGUUGGGUCCCGCAAACACCGCCACACAGCGGCAACAUUCUCCACUCUGCAACGUCCAGGAACCUCGCGACCCCACUCCAUCCCUGUAGGGACAGCUCAGCAGACGCCCCCUGGGCUACAGAAGGCCACCCUUCCCCAGGGGCGCCACAGUCGCCAGCAGCCUCACCAAGACUCCACGGGUCACCAGCAACUAUCGCGGGCUGGUGGUGGUGGAGGCAGCAGCACGGGGGCAGGCCAGGACGACAGCGGGUCCUCAGGCUACGGUGGCAGCCCUCACCAGGAAAUGAGUGUCCCCAGCAGUGUUGGUACGACUACUGUUACCUUGGGGGAGAGCGGUUCACUCCUUCCCCAUAUGGCCGCUGUCAUCUCUUUGCCACCCAACACUUCCAGCACCACACUCAGUAGACCUCGGCCGUCCUCCCAAGACGGCGCCAGGAAGACCAAACCUGAGUUGUCUAUGUUGCUCACUAGAGAUCCUCACAGUGGCGGCGUGAACAAGUAAACAGUUAGUGUUCAUAUGUGAAGAUAAACAUUAAACUAAGGAAUUACAAGCAUAGAUCUCGGACUUUAUCCUGAAGUUGCUAACCUGUAAGUGAGUCAGUGAGUGAUUUAGUCAGUCCAAACGGAGGAUUCUACACACAUUCCAUACAUUCAUUAAUUCGCUCUCACACACUCCUUGAUAGUGGUUCAGUGACCCAAACUGACCUGUGUUAGAAAAUUAGGGUCAUGAUCAAGGUGGCGAGGCCAGUGCUCUUCCUCGUCCUACAGUUGACAUUCCCUAAGUAAUCCAGUAUUCUAUCUAGUAAUUUUCUUGAUAUUAUAAUAAAAUGUAUCAAAUACUUUUGCCUGUUCAGCCAUCGUCACCAACCACAGCAAUGUCACUAUAGUGAUUUUGAUGCUUCACACAGCCUCAGUGUUGGUGAUGCUUCACACAGCCUCAGUAUUGGUGAUGCUUCACACAGCCUCAGUGUUGGUGAUGCUUCACACAGCCUCAGUGUUGGUGAUGCUUCAUGCAGCCUUAGUAUUGGUGAUGCUUCACACAGCCUCAGUAUUGGUGAUGCUUCAACUGUGACAUCAACCUUGGUGUCCAGACGGCUGGCAGGGGUCACAUACUGUCUAGGAACAAGGAUUGUGACGGUGAUCACCUCUUAAAUAAGAUCAACACUACACUCUCCAGGUGACCUCAGCUCCUCUAGGUUAUACUGUAAGUCUAUUGAAUGAGAUGUGAGUUAACGUGGGCCGAGGAGACAGGUGUGGUGGUGAGCAGAGGCGAGACUCACAGCUGAAACAAUCGUAGGAAUUUAGAUUCUGUGUGGUAAGUUUUUGGAAAAGACUCAGAGCUUCACAUUAAUUGUUCUUCAAUGAUGAACAUGUGUUAUGAGAUACUUAUUUUUAUAUAUGGGACUGUUGUGUGUACAAAUAAAACUUGU
Homarus americanus (American lobster) is the source of this 3934-nucleotide messenger RNA. RefSeq names its product nephrin-like. Gene Ontology annotation, biological process: cell-cell adhesion. Gene Ontology annotation, cellular component: cell-cell junction. NCBI's taxonomy places the organism in Eukaryota, Metazoa, Arthropoda, Malacostraca, Decapoda, Nephropidae. The coding region runs from base 73 to 3006 and encodes 977 amino acids. Gene Ontology annotation, molecular function: cell adhesion molecule binding. The transcript has 16 exons. The record is from RefSeq and is a predicted model, not a curated record.